Messenger RNA from Helobdella robusta, 1147 nucleotides. RefSeq lists its product as hypothetical. The record is from RefSeq and is a predicted model, not a curated record. Bases 1 to 522 code for a protein of 173 amino acids. Lineage: Eukaryota; Metazoa; Annelida; Clitellata; Rhynchobdellida; Glossiphoniidae. The transcript has 5 exons.
AUGACACACUUAUGGGCUGCUGAUGUAGAUGAUAACGAUGAUGAUGCUGAAAGUGCUAACCUUGGUGAUGCUGGAGAUGAUGAAGAUGAUAAUAAUAAUGAUGAUGAUGGCGACAACUCUGAUGAGAAGAGUUAUGGAUGGGUUGGGGGAAGAUGUUUCUUGGGAAGAGUGGCGGAAGGGGAGGCGUACGUAUUCUUCGUGCACGUGUACAAGGAGGAGGUCUACUGCCUCAGUGACAACACCCUCCUGGCCAACGAUAAACUUCUGCGAGAUCUGAGCGAAGUUAACCACACCACUAUGCUAUAUCCUAUCGGAGUGCACGAGCAGAUGAACCUACAGCACAGAUGUCCUAAGAUGGUGGUGCCCUUGCCAGAGCGCUACAGAGAAGAAAAUGAAGAAACAUUUAACAGCGUUGAACAGUCCCGCCCUCAUGAGAAAAGAUCGUCAGGUAAAAACACGCAAACCCAAGUUCCAGCUAUCAUCCUAGUGCUUUUUUUAUCGGUCAUAUUCUUCUAUUUGUGACUUGUAAAUGUCGAAACUGAAUAAUGCAAUUUGUAUAUAUGUAAUGUAUGAUAACAAACGUUUUUACUUUACUCUGUUUAACGUUGCCCAUUAAAAAACAGUUAAUUAGUAGUUAAAAAAUUAUCAUAUUUCCUUUUAUAAUUUUUUAAUUUUGUACCCUGUUUUCACAAUUUAUUAUUAUAAAUUAUUUAAACCUCGUAAAUAUUUUUUUCAAUGUGUAUUAAUGCUAUCUUAACAUGUGCGAAGCGAUUGUUAGCACGCAAACAGGUAACGAAAAAUAAGAACUAUGUGUAAAUAUAGCACGCACACACACACACACACAUUAUAUAUGUAUAUUUGUAUAAUGUAUUAUGUUAAGUUGUAAUGAAUUUAUCGUGAUAAAAUUGCAGUGUGUUAUUUGUCUUUUCGAAUUGUUUGCGCUUCUUAAUUUUCAAUAUUCCCCAUCUUUCUUAUCUCGUCACGUUGUUAUAGUUCAUGUUCCAUGUAUGUAUAUCACAUUCUGACAUUAGUUAAAGCAAAUCAAAUGACAUAAAAAAAAUUAUUACCACAAAGUUGUCAGUUGUUAUUUGUUACCUAUCAUUAUCAUCUACAAAUUAGUUAAUAAAAAAAGUUAUAAGAAAUGUGU